Messenger RNA from Aspergillus sclerotioniger CBS 115572, 1673 nucleotides. RefSeq lists its product as uncharacterized. The annotation marks the transcript as partial. NCBI's taxonomy places the organism in Eukaryota, Fungi, Ascomycota, Eurotiomycetes, Eurotiales, Aspergillaceae. The transcript is spliced from 3 exons. The record is from RefSeq and is a predicted model, not a curated record.
CGAGCGACGUUUUUGUUACGUCGAUCCUCCUACCUGGCAACAUGCGUCCUGACUGUGCCACAAAGCUGACUGUGUGCCGGGCCGAGGUUUUUGAAGCCCUCCCCAUUCUCAUCUUCGAGAGCCAUCGUCAACAUGUCAACUCACUGGCGUGGCUCAUCGUCUCAAAAUGGCCGUGGUAGAGCACACUACCUGCGUUCGAAUGUCCGGCGCGGUGGCCUGGCCAGACGACCAUCUCCGGCCCCUGAGCUACCUGAUCCCCCUUCAGGAGACAUCCUGUCUCACAUCAAGCGCGAAGACUUGGUCGACAGUCACCCCUCCACGGACGACAGCAAGAGUCCCAAGAUCACCGACUGCACCCUCCUCGCGUCCUACAACUGGCUGGAUCGGAAGGGCCCUACCAUCACUGUCCCAGGCCUCCCACCCGCAUGGACACCACUCCCUGAACCCAUCAAGCUCCAACCCGACGCCGGUCAAUACUAUCGAGACCAAAACGCAGCCCGAUACCCCAAACACCCUCUGCAACCGGCCGUAGAAGCCAUUUUCAAAACCCACCCCACCUUCGACACCACCGACAUCGACAUCGUCGCCUGCGCCAGCACCCUGGGUAACCUCCUGUGCUUCAUCCGCAAAGUGGACAAGAAAUUCCGUAUGAUCGUCGAAACCGUCGGCACAACAGUCUUCUUCAUCCGACGAGAGAACUCCCCCACACAGACCAUCCCCGACGUGCGAGGCUACGGCCACACUUUUCCGGAGUCGUACACAAUAUGGGGACCGGCCGUGCAGGGCUCCGAAUCCCACCAGCGGGCUCUCCGAUACAAUUUCUCGGGAAUGACGUGUGUCGUUCGAUUCGAAGGAGACGGAUAUCUUCCCGAAUCACACUCUAUUACUCCACCUGCAAAUGGAGAGAAACCCAACAAACCUUCACCCCAAACCCAAACCCUCAUAUCCCUCCUCUCAGGCAGCACCAUCACUCCCUACGAACCCGAAACCAGCGACACCUCCCUCCUAGGCAUCCAAACCACCCCAGCCCCCACCACCCUGACGCCGCAAUCCGACAUCUUCGAUCUCAAAACCCGCAGUUUCUACAAAAAAGACACUGACAUCCUCUCCGAGGAAAUAGCCCGACUCUGGGUCUCCCAAAUCCCCAACUUCAUCCUCGCAUUCCACGAAUACGGCAAGUUCACUGAUAUCCGAGUCAUGGAUAUCCGAGAUGAGAUGCAGCAGUGGGAAGUAGAGGAGGAACAGUCCCUUCGCCAACUGGGUUCAUUGCUCAGAAUGUUGAGUAGAUCUGCAUUGGGACGGCCGGAUGGACGAUUCGAGAUCGUGCAUGAGGAGGGCGGCGAGGAGUUACAGUUGAGGGAGGUAGUGGAGGGAGUUGAGCGGGUGUUGCCGGCGAAACUUCAAGAGCGAUGGGUCAAUGGUUAUGGGGAUGAUAGCCUGAGUGGUAAUUGAUUCCUGGGCUUCCAACGAGAGGUCUGGUAAUCAGGCUCUCUCGAGCGACCACAAUGAUGAUGAGUACUAGGAUAAUCAAUGGGAUUGGCACAGUGACGACCAAAGCGAUAAUGACGCCUUCAAGGAUUUCACUGCAUGUUCGGCAUCGGACUGUGGGUAUUGUGGACAUUGUCCGUAUUAAUCUUGAUCGCUCUUGGUUACUCAGGAGGCAUGAUUCGUAG